This is a messenger RNA of Pediculus humanus corporis (human body louse), 657 nucleotides long. RefSeq lists its product as uncharacterized. The record is from RefSeq and is a predicted model, not a curated record. The coding region runs from base 1 to 657 and encodes 218 amino acids. NCBI's taxonomy places the organism in Eukaryota, Metazoa, Arthropoda, Insecta, Psocodea, Pediculidae. The transcript has 2 exons.
AUGGAGAGAAUUCAAAGUUUGAUCAAUAUUUGGUUUUGGUUUGGUAGUAGACAAGAACUUUUUGACGAUCUACAAAAAGUUGAAAAUAAAAAUUUAGAAUUACCGAUUCCAUUUCCGUACGUUUUUUUAAGUCCCGAAAUGGAAAACAAGAUGAAUACUGAAAAGAGAUAUGGUAAGGAUUUUUAUAGCGCAUUUGGUUUUUCAAAAGAAUUUAAAUCUGCAGUAAACUAUAUAAAAAAACAAAAUUUACUUAGUGUCGAUGAAAAUAAAACCUCUGAUGAAAAACCCUCAGAUGAAGAACUUUAUCCUUUAUCAGAAGACAUAAAAAAAAAAUAUGAAUCCUUACACGCACCAUUAUUUAAUUUUGAAAUGGACCAAGAGGUAAAAGAAUCUACUGGUGUGAUUAAAAAAGAUGAAGAAGAAAAGUCUAAAUUAGAAACCAGGUAUGACGAUGAUGAUGAAUUUUUAUGUGACACAAUGUCAGGAUAUUGGAGAUUACUUUCAGGUUUUGAUGAAUUUAAAAUUUCACCUCCUAAUUUUGAUGCAUAUGCUGAGGGUAAAAAACAUUGGUUGGAAACAAAACCUAUUCCACCUCAAGUAUUAGAUGAAUCAAUAAAUAAAUGUUUAAAUUGGAUGAAUAAAUAUUUCAAAGAUUAA